Messenger RNA from Patiria miniata (bat star), 3793 nucleotides. It is a transcript of the gene elac2, whose product is annotated as zinc phosphodiesterase ELAC protein 2-like. The coding region runs from base 8 to 2893 and encodes 961 amino acids. NCBI's taxonomy places the organism in Eukaryota, Metazoa, Echinodermata, Asteroidea, Valvatida, Asterinidae. Gene Ontology annotation, molecular function: 3'-tRNA processing endoribonuclease activity. The record is from RefSeq and is a predicted model, not a curated record. Gene Ontology annotation, cellular component: mitochondrion. Gene Ontology annotation, biological process: mitochondrial tRNA 3'-end processing. The transcript has 24 exons.
CCAAUAAAUGUUCACAACACGCAAGAGCCAUGCAAUCAACCUCGGUGAAAAGUUAAAGACUGACCAGAUGUUUUCACCUAAAUUACAUCAUUUCGUCAGCCUUGUGUCACAAGAAAGCUUCACAAGGGUAGCCUGCUGUCACAGAAAUGUGAGUUGUUUUGCUGGUGUGCUCGGAAGACUGAGCUUGGCCCGGGGAAAACCAGAAACCGAAGUUCGCCAACUUGCCUCGUUACGAACACGUUUGCUUGUGUCGUCUGCACCUCUUUUCACGUGCAGAACAUUUCCAGUGAGUUCGUACGUUCAAACACGACACCAUUUCCAAUUCCCUGAAAACCGCCAUCAACCGAUAUUGACACCUACAAAGAAAAUGGCAGAGGCUCAGAGACAGUCGUUCCGAGCGAAACACCAGAAACGGCACAGACGGUUUGAAGGCGCCGAAGUUCAGGAGAGAAAACUGGACAGGCAGGGUAAAGUCUCCAUUCAAGUGACAGGCUCGGGAACCAGGGCCUGUCCGCCUUCUGUCUUGGUCAUUGCUGACUCUGGCAGGUAUCUUUUCAACUGUGGUGAAGGAACACAGCGUCUCAUGUUUGAAAACAGAUUGAGAAGCUUGGCCAAGCUUGAGCACAUUUUCUACACCCGUAUGGCCUGGGAGAACCUGGGAGGAUCAAUUGGAAUGAUGAUAACCCUGAAGAACGUGGGUUUGCCCAAGCUGUCUCUGUACGGCCCUCAAGAACUGACUGAAUUCAGCAAAGCCCUGCAGAUAUUUGCCAAGCAUGAAGCCAUUGACCUCGAUGUCAAACCAUACACGCUUGGUCCCUUUCUUACUGAAGUCAUGAAUGUCACACCGGUACCCCUAUUUGAUGGUUCUGACCGUGGGCAAACCAGCUCCAGAAGCCCCUCAUCCACCACCUACCCACCGAGCCCCCCAGUUGACGGCCCUACUGCAAAGGAGGAAACAACGGAUGCAGGCGAAGAUCAGACAGAGGACGAUCUUGAGGCUGAGUCCAGUGACUCGGAUGGAAAGAAGAGGAAAGCUAAGGAUCCCUUUGAAGUGAUUUCGCAAAUGGCAGUGAAGCAGCGCGAUAGCCCAAGUCCUAAACGAAGGAAAAUCGAAGACACUCCAAACAUGACCAUUGCAUACAUCUGCAAGCUUCAUGACAUGCAUGGCCGUUUGGAUGUACAGAAGGCAAAAGACAUGGGAUUAAAACCGGGUCCCGAAUACGGCCUUCUCAAAGCCGGAAAAGCUGUGACAACACCUGACGGCAAAGAAAUUAAACCUGAGGAUGUACUACAGCCAACCACACCUGGAGCCGUCUUUAUAAUUUUGGAGUGCCCAUCUGAGGAGUUCGUGGAGUCUGUUGUCAACAAUGAAACCAUGUCAAGAUAUCAAGCAGACUGCGGUGACAAUACAGCCACGUUGGUGUUACACAUGUGCCCAGAAAACGUCAUCAAUGAUGCCAGGUAUCACGGCUGGAUGCAGAGAUUUGGCCCGACCACAGAACACCUCAUCUUUAAUCCCACUUGCCACUCAGUGACCCACGCGGCCAGCAGACGCAUCCAAGCCAAGCUGAACCUCAUCCAUAAGGACGUCUUUCCCCUUCUGCCUGUCCAAGAGACCGAUGCAGUUCAACAGGAAAUAGCAAGCACAGAAGAUAGUCCAGGGAACGUGAGAAUCCACAAGGCAGAGAGCUAUUUGCGAUACCACCUGCGUCCGCACACAGGCUGGGAUAGAGAGUUUGUCCAGUCGCCAAGCAACCAGCCGUUCAUCGAGGAAGCCAUGGCCUUAACAGGCUUUAAGGAGAGACUGGAUGAGUUGGGUAACCAGCUAACGGAGCACCAGCAGAGAUGCUCGACAGAGGAUAGUCCACGGUACCCUGAGGUAGUGUUCUUGGGGACCGGUUCCGCUAUGCCUAACAAGGAGCGGAAUGUCACCGGUAUCCUGCUCAACUUGAGUAAGAGCCAGUCUAUGAUCAUGGACUGCGGAGAGGGGACAUUUUGCCAGUUGUGUCGUUUCUAUGGAGACCGCGUAGAUGACAUCUUGGCCAAUCUCCAGAACAUCUUUGUGUCUCACUUGCACGCUGACCAUCACGGGGGUCUUAUCCAAAUCCUUCGGCAGUGGAAAAGAGUCAUGGUUGAGAGAGGAGAAAUGAACAAAAAUCUGAUCCUGGUGGGGCCCAAGCGGAUGCUGAUCUGGCUCAACAAUUACCACGCCUCUUGCGAGUCGUUCAUUCACCAGAUGAAGUUCAUUGAAUUGGGCGACCUGUCCUGGAGAUCAGAAGAGAGGACUAGACAUGAGCAGUCCUUACUGACAAGACUGAAUUUAGCAGAGUAUACCACAGUGCCAGUGCCUCAUUGCUUCAACAGCCACGGUCUUGUCAUCCAACAUGAAGAUGGCUGGAAACUAGUCUACUCUGGUGAUUCCAUGCCUAGUGAUAAUCUCAUCCAGGCUGGUAAAGAUGCAGAUGUCUUAAUUCACGAGGCGACAUUAGAAGACGGUUUGGAGGCUGAGGCCCAGAAGAAACGUCACAGCAUGAUAUCUCAAGCCAUCGAUGUCGGCCAGCAGAUGGGGGCCAAGUUCACCCUGCUGACACACUUUAGCCAACGCUACCCUAAGAUUCCCUUCUUUGAUGAGCAGCUCAGCCACAGAGUAGGCAUGGCCUUCGACAAUAUGAGGGUGUCCCUCUACCAGUUGGACCAGCUGCCACUGUGCUUGGAGGCCCUCAAGCACGUCUUCACCACAUACAUCCAGGAGAUGCAGGAAACGAGGGACAAGAAGGCUGAGAAGGAGACCAUCCUGCCCCUGCAGAUCGCCCUCAAGAUUGGCAAAGUGGUCAGUGAGGAGACCAACUCGGACGGGAAGGAAACAGAAGGUCAGGCAACCUCUGCUAGUUGAUACCAAAAAAACCCAAAGUAAUCUUUUUUUGGGAGUCACAAAUUUUAUUUGAAUUCAUUGCAAUACUUUCUAAAUCCAACACUACGUAAACAGAACGUUUGUAAAGACAAGACGAAUCACCCACUGGUUAAAUUUUGGUUGAAAAAAAAAAAUCAUGCUUUUUAUACAUUUGGCACAAGUUUAGUUUGUUGGUUAUUAUCCUGUUACCUCAUGAGCAAAGUGAUAUCAACAGGCAUUCGGUUUAUUUAUACAUGUAUUAAGGAUGUAUUUUCCAUGCUGUUUUGAGUUUUGCCCCGAAAAAUAGAUUUGUUUUUGUUUUUCAAGUGGUAUUUUCCUACCAAUAUAUAAAAGUUACUGAAUAAGACAUCAAACCCCAAAAAAAUCUACAGACAUGUAGUUAUUGAAUAAAUUUUUUUUUUAAACAAUAUUUGAAUUAUUUGCGGCCCGAGUAAAAGUUGGCUCAUGGGAGAGGUGUCAUUUGUGUGCAAAAUGAAAGCCCCUUUUCAGAGGGUUGCAGAUGCCCAAAAUUGGAGGGACAAAACGUAGUUUUUAUUUUCAUUGAAACAAAACAUACAAAUUGUAAAUUUGUUAGCAGAAAACAAAAUCUUAUUUUAUUGAGAGCAGGGGCCACGCAUAUGUAACAUUAUUUAAAAGAGCACAGUACAUAAGAUGUUCACCCAAAAUUACUGCAAAUGUAAGAAUCAAGAAGACUAAUCUUUCAGUCAUGCCUAGUUAAUUCUGUGGGUGUAAGCUUGGGUUUGGAUGGUGCAUCCAAGUGCUAAUUUUUUUUUGUAUUCGAUUUUCACAAGAAUUAACAGCAAAUUUUUUUUUUUACUUUUGAAGUAAACAAAUAUUAGUUGUAAACUGACAAUGUAAUAAAUUACUAUUUAAGUAUACAGA